Molecule: messenger RNA, 3102 nt
Organism: Phycomyces blakesleeanus NRRL 1555(-)
Lineage: Eukaryota; Fungi; Mucoromycota; Mucoromycetes; Mucorales; Phycomycetaceae
Exons: 10
Coding region: 14-3067 (1017 amino acids)
Cellular component (GO): plasma membrane
Molecular function (GO): calcium-activated cation channel activity
Source: RefSeq, a predicted model, not a curated record
CUGAGACACUCUCAUGGCGAUGACUGAGAUACAAGCCUCAAUAUUGAGUGCUAUAGAAACAAGUAAUUUUUGGUUGCAAUGGCGAUUCCCCAUUGACUUCUGCCCCGGGAUAUUCGCAUGCAAUGACAAUCCCAUACCCGGUACACCCAUUUAUUCCUCCAAGACGCAAACUGGUCUGCAGGCUCAGCUACUUCUUUGUAGUGGUGUAGGCAUUAUUUGUCUUUUACUAUUCUGUUCCUUGCGUGUCAGGUGGGGUACUAUGUAUUCUCCUAGACUUCGUAUGUCAAAGCAUGCUCCUGAUCAUCUCCCAGAUACCUUUUUUGGGUGGAUAUGGCCACUGUUGAAGACGCCAAAUUCUGUUGUGCUCGAAAAAGUCGGACUUGACGCUGUCGUGAUGCUCCAGUUCUUGAUGAUGGGAUUUAAGCUAUUUGCUUUAUGUGGAUUUUUUGGUGUCAUUGUCCUUUACCCUAUUAGCAAGAUGGGGGGAGACUUGAUAGACCCUAUUAACCCUGACCCAGAAAAUCCUGAUAACUCCACCCAGCCUGACAGCUUGCUUGGUCUCGAUCUUUCGGGUUACUCACCUGCAUUUUUAUGGGUUUAUCUAUUCUUUACCUAUUUAUUCUGCUUUGCUACAUUCUAUUUCACUUUUAUGAACUAUCGUGAUUAUGUCUACAUUCGCCGUGAAUAUCUUUUGCGUAUCGGAAAGACAAUUCCUGCCAAGACAAUCUUGGUUACAGGUAUCCCACCCAAUCUUCGGUCGGAUAGAAAGUUGGCUGAAUACUUUGAGACACUUGGAAUUGGAGUUGUGGAUUCAGUCCAUAUUAUUCGCCAUGUUAGUCGUCUACUAGAGUUCAUCAAAGAACGUGCUCAGUAUUUACGUCGUCUUGAGACAGCCUAUACUGACUUUUGGGGUAACCCUUGCUACGAUCCUACAUACGAUCCAGACCGUCUUUUAAGAGAAGCUGAGCGCGACCAGUCUCUGCAUGCCCUUGACUGGACAACUACUGGUACCGAAGGUUUACCGACCCAUAGUAAAGAUAGAAAACGUCCGUUGGUGCGAGAUGGCUUUAUGGGAUUGAUCGGUAACGAAGUUGAUUCAAUCAAGUUUCACACUGAUAAAUUCAAUGAAAUUGAUGAGAUGGUGCUGAAGGCCAGAAAGCACGGAAGAUUUCUCCCAACAAGCGUUGGAUUUGUUACUUAUGAAGAUUCAAUCAGUGCUUCUAUUGCUUCCCAGGUACUCAUUUCGUCUACACCCUUUCGGCUACGGGCCCAUCUUGCUCCUGAGCCAAGGGAUGUCUUGUGGGAGAAUAUAGCUAUGCACGGGAGAGAAAGGGUCAUUCGAAAAGGAAUGAUAUGGUUUAUCCUCUUGUUUCUCGUCUUCUUCUGGGUCAUUCCAAUUUCUUACUUCUCUGCUCUUACCAGUGAAAACUCACUAAGAAACUAUUUCCCAUGGCUUAUAAAAUUAGCAGAGAAACACAAAUUAUUACGCCAGAUAAUCCAGGGCUUUCUACCCACACUUGGUGUCAACAUAUUUAUGGCUUUUUUGCCCUUGAUUCUUAAUGGACUUAGUGUAAUUGAAGGAUUCCCGACACGUAGUGAAGCAGAGGAAUCUACCUUUAGCAAACACUUUUUCUUCCUCCUGUUCAACGUCUUGCUAGUCUUUACUAUCUCAAGUGCUCUGUUCAAGGCAUUGACGGAAAUGAUUGAAGAUCCUACCAAAAUAUCCCAGAUCUUGGCAACAAGGCUUCCCCAGGUCGCCCCCUUCUUUGUCAACUACACAGUAAUGCAAGGCAUGAUGCUGCUUCCAAUACAGCUCUUGCAGAUCGGUCCGAUCAUUGUCCAGCUACUGCAAGGUACCUUUUUUUGCAAGACUCCUCGGGACUACGCAGAAGUUUUGGCACCUCGCAUGUACAAUUAUGGAUCAGGCUACCCAGUCCCAGUGUUUAUGUUUGUUGUAUUACUGGUCUAUUCUACCAUCAGCCCACUUAUCCUGCUGUUUGGUGCUGUUUACUACGGCUUGGCCUACUUAGUAUUUAAGUAUCAGCUCCUGUAUGUUUAUUUUCAUCCCUACGAAGUAGCGGGCAGAAUGUGGCCCCUUGUGUUCUCACGCAUCAUCGUUGGACUUUUACUCUUUGAGUUGACAUCCUCUGGAUUGUUUGUGCUGAGACGUGCCUAUCCCCUGGCUGGUCUCUGCCUUCCUCUGAUUAUACUUACCAUUGCAUUUAAGAUUGGAAUGGAGGCAGCUUACCAAAAAAACACCCAGUUUCUACCCCUUCAAUUGUUAGCCGAACGGUUUGGCCCAAUGGCUUCGACUGUGGCUGAGCCUCCCAAGUCGAAUGCUCCUCCUUCUGAACGAUCGAUCCACCCGAUGUCCAAUGAUAUCACCAGUGAAGUGGCAACUGAGACUCCUUCGCAACUCGAAAACGUUCUGGAUAAUGGACUUAAUGCCUCUGAAGCAAAUGAGCUUAAUCAUGCAUUAGACGGAGGGUCGAGAAGUGAUAUUGGACAUGCAAUUGACGAAAGAUUGGGUCAUACAGCUGAUGAUGUACUCCGAAAUGACGCUGAUAAUGAAAAUGUACCAGUUAUGAAACCACUCCGUCGAAGACGGACGGUGCUGGACGAGGAUGAUUAUACAGCAGAGCCUCGUCAGUAUACCGACUUUAAAGAGCCUCCUAUGACCUUGUUAGACGGUAUUCUCAAUACGGGGAUGAAGCAGUAUGGUCACCCUGCUCUUCUUGGUGUUCUUCCUCAACUAUGGUUACCUAUCAAGGCAGGUCAUACAAUAAAUUCAGGAGUAUGCUAUGGCUCUAAACAACGAUCUGUUGGAUAUGUGGCGAGCAAUUCUCGAUCCAUACAUGACCAUGAUGGAGAAAGACAACCUUUGUUAAGUACUCCUGCAAUCAAUAUUCGAGAAGAGUCAUCGAGAGAGAUACCAAAUGACCAAUUUAGGGUAGAGGAGAGUGAAACCGACGAUGAAUUUGAGGUGGGAACUUAUUAUCACCACCCAGAGAGACGCCAUUCCCGUACAUUAAGCAAGCACUAUGGAGCAGCCCGAUCACAUCAUUAAUAUUAAUAUAAAUAUAAGUAUAAAUGUACAUCCAU